Messenger RNA from Spea bombifrons (plains spadefoot toad), 17771 nucleotides. RefSeq names its product lysine methyltransferase 2C (gene KMT2C). Gene Ontology annotation, molecular function: histone H3K4 methyltransferase activity; transcription coactivator activity; histone binding. The transcript has 60 exons. The record is from RefSeq and is a predicted model, not a curated record. Gene Ontology annotation, biological process: positive regulation of transcription by RNA polymerase II. NCBI's taxonomy places the organism in Eukaryota, Metazoa, Chordata, Amphibia, Anura, Pelobatidae. Gene Ontology annotation, cellular component: nucleus; MLL3/4 complex. The coding region runs from base 472 to 15858 and encodes 5128 amino acids.
ACUCCAGAGCUCCAGGGUUUUUAAGCAGCCGUGCCCCAUUUCUCCUGUCAGUGAGGGAGCAGGGUGAGGGUGUGACGUCAGUCCCAGCGCGCCCGCCCUCUCUCUCCCCCCGCGCAUGCGUAGUGGGAGGUUUGUCUCACACAGGGUGGGGGGGCAGUCAGUCGCACGCAGCUUGUCGCACUCGCUGUGACUCGUUGGGAUUUGCGGUUACCGGUAGCAGGAGAGUCGGGGUUACGGCCCGAGCAGCAGCAACAGGCCUCGGAGGCUCUGCGGCCGACAGACUUCCGCUACUCUACACUUUUUCCCUUUGUUGUUACCCCCUUUUCCCCGGGGUGAGCCCGCACCUCCCCCGUCCCUCCCCGGGCCCUCCCUAUUCCCCCUCAACCAACCCCAGUGUCAUCACCAGCACCUUCCAGCCGACGAUGCGACGGCCCGAGCCCGGGGAGGAUCAAUGCGGCCCCCUUCCCUAGGAUGUCAACCGAGGACAAGAGCCUAGAGUCCGCCUGUGAGCAGCCUGGGCCCCUGGCCCCUGCAAGCCCCGCAGCCACGGACAAAAGACCCCGGGGCCGCCCCCGGAAAGAUGGUGCCCGCAAGAAACCUCGGAGUAGAGGAAAAACUGCAUUGGAGGAUGAAGAUAGCAUGGAUGGGCUUGAUGCAGCCGAACCCGAGAAUUCUGCUGAGACAGACGUCAAGGAACAGCCUGCAGGGGAUGGAGCGCAGACUGGGGCCGACGGCACCGACCAGCUAACACCCCCCCUCCAGCGCUCGCUCUCCGAGGAGUCUGAGCUCUCCACCGUCUCUGUUGGAGUUGAAGCCAAAACCAGUGAACAACUUUGCGCCUUCUGUUACUGUGGUGAGCGAAGCCUUUUGGGCCAAGGGGAAUUAAAGCAAUUUAGUCCGACGCCAGACUAUAUCCUCCCCUGGAAAACUCGGCCUGAAAAGAGAGACCCCGAAGAUGGCGACGGAGUCUGCAAAACCACCGGCCGAGCCGCGAAGCAAAAAAAAGCAAAAUCUCCAUCGCACGAUGUCACGUCGACGACCGUAAGCACCCAAACCGCAUCUGACGAACCGACGGGCAAAUCCUGGGAUGAGCUGUGUCAGGUUGGCCUGCCAGAUGACGUCGGUGUCCAAGCCUUAUUUGAGUCGACAGGUCACUGCUGGGCUCAUCACCGCUGUGCGGAAUGGUCACCAGGCGUUUAUCCGACCGAAGAUCGGGGACUGGUCAACGUGGACAGAGCAGUCGUCUCAGGGAGCACAGAACGAUGUGCACACUGUAAGCACCUUGGCGCUACUAUCAAAUGCUGUGAAGAGAGCUGUCCGCACACGUACCAUUACCCCUGUGCUGCCGGGGCCGGCGCCUUUCAGGAUCUCGCGUGUUUUUCCCUUCUCUGCCCGGAGCACAUCGACCAGGCUCCUGAGAGAUUUAAAGAUGAUGCCAACUGUGCGCUCUGUGACAGCUCCGGCGACCUGUCCGACCAGCUCUUCUGUACCACGUGCGGCCAGCAUUACCACGGCAUGUGUCUGGACAUCGCCGUCACUCCUUUGAAACAAGCCGGGUGGCAGUGCCCGGACUGCAAAAUCUGCCAAAACUGCAAACACUCUGGAGAUGACAAUAAGAUGCUUGUGUGCGACACUUGUGAUAAAGGCUACCAUACUUUCUGCCUGCAGCCUGUCAUGGACGCCGUACCAACAAAUGGCUGGAAAUGUAAGAACUGUCGGAUCUGCGCCGAGUGCGGGACGCGGACCAGCAAUCUGUGGCAUCUCAACUGUUUAAUCUGUGACGCCUGCUUCCAGCCGCAGGACGACGCUCUGUGCCCGCUCUGCGAGAAGAGCUGCCAGCCGGACGCUCACAAACACGCGCUGCACUGUCACGUGUGCAAAAGGUGGAUUCAUCUAGACUGUGAAAAAUGUGCAGAAGUGGAUAUAGAAGACCAUUUGAAAGAAGACUACGUGUGUUCCUUGUGCAAACAGCUGGAAGUCGAGGAGGUGACGGGCGAGGACUGUAUUGUAAUGGAGAUCGCCGAGUCGGGCGCUAUUUGCACAGGAGAGAUGGAAGUGGAAACGGGUGAAAAAAAUGCAUUUCAAGACGAAGCACUUAACCAGGAUAUCGCCAGAGACUCUGCGGCCGUUUGUGUCAAUGAAGCGACACCGGGGCAGUUGGAAGAACGGAGCUUGCAAAGCGAUGACACAGAAGAAAUGGACGUUUCGCCAUCUGAGGUUGCGCCGAGUGUCCCUGCGGAGGACCUCGGGAGCCCUGGGUGUGAGACACGCACGUCACGGCCGCUUGGUCCUACCCCAGGAGUAACUGAGAUCCCGCAGGUUGGAGCAGAGUCCCCCACCGAGAAUAAAAAUGAACCGCAACGUUCUUCUCCGGUCUUAGAGGCUUCACGUAACUCACCCGAGCCUCCCACGUCUCAGAACAAGAAUGAAGCUUGUUCUAAUGGCGAUGAGCACUUUGAUUUAGGCGGGGGUCACAAACGCAUUUCAGCAAAAAAGGAAGAGCCUCUUAUUUCCGAGGGAGCGGACCUCCUGGAGACGGAAGCCACCCCUACUAGCGAAUCCUUUACCGAAGCCAGCUCGCCGUCGGGGGACAAAACCUUAAAGUCGCCUGUGGAUCUGGAUUCUCCCGUUCCAUCUGUUGAUACCAGUAAGACCAGCGUGUCGUCCUCACCAGCAGUCUCCAUAGACUUUCAUUCCUCCGCCGACGUGUUUCAGAGUCAUACGCCGCUCCAUAGCUAUAGCGCAGGGAAUGCCUUGUCAACGACGUUUAUAUCCGUGACUCCAAAAAUCGGCAUGGGUAAGCCAGCUAUCACCAAAAGGAAGUUUUCUCCCGGCAGACCAAGAUCUCGACAGGGGGCUUGGAGUACCAAUAAUACAGUGAGCCCACCUUCCUGGUCCGCAGAUGGCUCAGAAGGUUGGGACAUUUAUAAAAGCAGACAGCUUCUCGGCAACCCAUUGUGGAGCAUCAAAGUGGGUCGAGGCUCAGGAUUUCCUGCCAAGAGAAGACCGCGGGGUUCCGGACUCUCAGGGCGCGGGGGAAGGGGCCGAUCCAAAUUAAAAACUGCCAUAGGGAACUUCAUAGUUCCAGGGGUAACCACGACCGAUGUCUCGUCAUACAGAGAGGAGGAAGAAACCUCCAUGCACAACACGGUCGUCUUAUUUUCCACAAGCGACAAAUUUACGUUACAUCAGGACAUGUGCGUGGUGUGCGGGAGUUUUGGCCAAGGCGCCGAAGGAAGGCUGCUCGCCUGCUCACAGUGCGGCCAGUGCUACCAUCCGUACUGCGUCAGUAUUAAGAUCACUAAAGUUAUCCUCCGGAAAGGCUGGCGGUGCUUGGAGUGCACGGUGUGCGAGGCGUGCGGGAAAGCCACGGAUCCUGGACGGUUACUGCUGUGCGACGACUGCGACAUCAGCUAUCACACCUACUGUCUCGACCCCCCGCUACAGACCGUGCCCAAGGGAGGGUGGAAGUGCAAAUGGUGUGUGUCCUGUACCAAUUGCAAAGCAAUAACCCCAGGUUUACGAUGCGAGUGGCAGAACAAUUACACCCAGUGUGCCCCCUGCGCCAGUCUGUCCACCUGCCCGGUCUGCUGCCAAAACUACACCGAGGGCGACCUCAUUCUGCAGUGCCGGCAGUGCGAUCGGUGGUCGCACGGAAGCUGCCAAAAUCUGAACACGGAGGCAGAAGUAGAAAUGGCGGCGGACGGAGGCUUCGAUUGCGCCAUGUGCAAACCGUUCGGCUCGCCUCCGCGCGGUAAGAGCUUCUCCAAUGCAGGUUUGGAAGACUGUGAAUCACCGAUUGAUGCUCAGAUUGUCCCAAAAACUAGAGAACCAGAUCCCCUGAAGACCUUCACCCAGGACGGCGUGUGUCUGACCGAGUCCGGGCUGUCCCAGUUACAGAGCUUGACCAUCACGGUGGGACGGAGAAAAAGAUCAAAACCCAAACUGAAGUUAAAGAUCAUCAAUCAGAACAGCGUGGCGGUGCUUCAGACCCCGCCGGACCCGCAGUCCGAGCUCUCCCGCGAUGGGGAGAUGGACGACAGUCGAGAAGGUGAUCUCAUGGACUGCGACGUCAAAUCUGACUCCAGUCCGGAGCGAGAGCCGAUCGAUGACGACCCAAAGGGGGGCGAAGCAAUAGACGGGCUGAAGAAAAGGAAGAGAAAGCCAUACAGGCCAGGCAUCGGUGGGUUUAUGGUGCGUCAGAGAAGCCGAACUGGUCAAGGAAAAGCCAAGAAGACUCUUUCUAGGAAAGAUUCUUCCGGUUCCGUUUCCGAACUUCUUCCGAGCAGAGAUGAGAGUUGGAGUGAACAGCUCCCAGAAAUGAACAUCGAUGAAUGCGCUCCCGGCUCUGAUAAUACGGAGAAAAUAAAGAAACGCUACCGGAAAAAGAAAAACAAACUAGAAGAGACGUUCCCGGCCUAUUUACAGGAGGCUUUCUUUGGAAGGAAUCUCUUGGACACCAGUAAACAGAGCAAGACCAGCAUGGAGAAUUUGUCCGAGGACGCAUCCCAGCAGCUGUAUAAGGCAAAUGUCAGCAGCUCCUUCCUGGACCCGUCGUGUGACCCUUUGCUCAGCUCAGCUGCCACCUUAACGCCUUCCAAACCGAAUGAAGGCGGCCCUCCGGACCCCCUCACUGAUCUCUCUGAGGUGUUGAACACGGACGAUGAUAUCCUUGGAAUCCUUUCCGACGAUCUCGUGAAAUCUACGAAUCAAUCUGGUCUUGAUUUAUGCACUUUCCAGGUCGUGAAUGCAUCUUCUCCUUUUGCCGGGCUCGAUAUUAGCGCCAUCUCGGAUGAUUCGUCGUCUUUGCCUCAUACGAGCGUCACCCAGAGCGCUCGGCCUUUAUGUGAAGAUCAGCUGGACGGGAUCCUGAGCCCAGAACUUGAUAAAAUGGUUACAGAUGGUGCGAUCUUGGGGAAACUUUAUAAAAUUCCAGAGCUUGAAGGAAAAGAUGUUGAAGAUUUAUUUACUGCUGUCCUGAGUCCCGUAGCCACCCAUCCGCCAUCUUUGCCACAACCUCCACCACCUUCAGCUCCUUCUCAUCCUCAUCCUCCACAUACACCGCUCUUGCCUUUGCACAACCAGGGUGAUGGUCUUUUUCCAAGAAUGCCUUUGGUCAACGGCUUAAUGCCACCCAAUGCACACCUUCAGCACAAUCCGCUGCCUCCCGGGCGAGGUCUCGGCCCGUUCUCUCCGUUGAAUCAGCCGUCGUAUGCUGAUAACAGGGAUAAGAACCCCUUGUACCAUGGAAUGAUGGCAGACCCUGCUAAUACGUGGACCGCGCAGCCCCCCAUUAUGGAGACGGAAGCAGAUACCAUGUCCAACGCGCAGCGCAGUACGCUAAAGUGGGAGAAGGAGGAAGCGCUUGGGGAAAUGGCCACCGUCGCCCCUGUGUUGUACACCAACAUCAACUUCCCAAACCUGAAGGAUGAGUUUCCCGACUGGUCUACGAGGGUUAAACAGAUUGCGAAACUUUGGAGGAAAGCUAGUUCCCAAGAAAGGGCCCCAUAUGUGCAAAAAGCCAGAGAUAACCGAGCCGCGUUACGCAUAAAUAAGGUGCAAAUGUCAAAUGACUCGCUGAAAAGACAGCAGCACGACAUCAUCGAGCACAGUUCCCGCAUUGAAUCGGAUAUGUUUAAAGAUCCUCUGAAGCAAAGAGAGUCUGAGCACGAACAGGAAUGGAAAUUCAGACAGCAAAUGCGUCAGAAGAGCAAGCAGCAGGCGAAAAUCGAAGCCACGCAAAAACUCGAGCAAGUGAAGAGCGAGCAGCAGCUGCAGCAACAGCAGUUUGGGAGCCAGCACUUGAGUCAGUCCGGAAGCGACACCCCAAAUAGCGGGAUACAGAGUCCUUUAACCCCUCAGCAAAGCAGUGGAAGCAUCUCUCCCCUUCAGCAGUCGUUCAAUAAAGACCCUUUUCCUAAGAAUUCAGUUCCUGGGACACCAAACCCAUUCUCAGAUGAUGUUUUUCUAAAACCACAAGCUCCCCCUCCAACCCCCACUAGACUACCUUUACAGGAGUCCCAAACAUCUCAGCCUCAUUCACCACAAAUGUUCUCUCCUGGGUGUUCAAACUCUAGACCAAGCUCUCCUGUCGAUCCUUAUGCUAAAAUGGUAGGGACACCAAGGCCUCCUCCAACAGGACAGGGAUAUCAUAGAAGGAACUCUGGGUCACCCAUGGAUGUUUGUGCUCCCAGGCUGACCACCAGCGGUGAUGGAUGUGGCAGUAGACCAUCUCCAGUAAGAGACUCCAGUUCCUCUCCCAUCAAUGGUGAUCUUUCCAUUAAGUUGGCUGAUUCCCAAAGAGCUUUAAUAACAGAGCAAUUCCCUAAGCCACUGGGCAUAGCAAGGAUGCCUCCUAACGCAGACCAGUCAGGAGAUGGCUCUGUGUUGCCUGGAGGCAACGACCCUUUCACAAAAUUUUCUUCUAGAUCUGAAAAGUUUCAAAGGCAACAAGUGGGGCCGGGAAAAAUGAUUGAUGCAUACUCAAGGCCACCUCCGACUCCCACCCCAGGUGCUGUGGAUGGUAACCCAGCUCCCUUUAAAACUCCCAUGCGUCCACCUCAAUCCCCACAGGAUUCCUAUGCUUCAGUGCCCACAACACCCAGGCGUAUGUCCUUAGAUCCUUAUGAGAGACCUGUUUUAACACCAAGACCAGCUGAAAACUUCUCACAUGAUCCUUACAGCCAAGCAUCUCACAUUAAUCGAUCCCCAUUGAACGAUCCAUUUGGACAUCCACCUAGGCUAAUGAGACAGCAGAGCGACCCCAUGUCCCAAUCUGCUUCUCAGCCAAGGCUAAAUGCACAGGAUCCAUAUGCUCAGCCUCCAGGAACACCUCGUCCGGUAGCUAACCCAUAUUUACCAUCCCCCACUGUAUCACGGUCUGCAGUCGACCCUUAUCUUCAACAGCCAUCAACCCCGAGACCAUCCGUACAAUCUAUGGAUUCCUACAGUCAGCAGCCUUCUGCUACUAGGCCUCCUAUUGGAGAUGUAUUUGUUUCACCCAAUGCAAGUAAGAGACACCAUGAUUUUGUUCAGGCGUCAGGUGUACCUAGGCCUGUUAUGGAUCCAUAUUCCCAGCAACCAAGCACACCAAGACCUGUCUCAUUGGAUCCAUAUUCUCAGCCACCAGGGACACCACGGCCUAUUCUUUCAGAUCCAUAUUCUCAGCCACCAGGGACACCACGGCCGGUUUCUUCAGAUCCAUAUGCUCACCCACCAGGAACGCCGCGACCAGGUCCAUCAGAUCCAUAUGCUCACCCACCAGGAACGCCGCGACCUGGUCCAUCAGAUCCAUAUGCUCACCCACCAGGAACGCCCCGACCAGGUCCAUCAGAUCCAUAUGCUCACCCACCAGGAACGCCCCGACCAGGUCCAUCAGAUCCAUAUGCUCACCCACCAGGAACGCCCCGACCAGGUCCAUCAGAUCCAUAUGCUCACCCACCAGGAACGCCCCGACCAGGUCCAUCAGAUCCAUAUGCUCACCCACCAGGAACGCCCCGACCAGGUCCAUCAGAUCCAUACACUCACCCACCAGGAACACCCCGACCAGGUCCAUCAGAUCCAUAUGCUCACCCACCAGGAACGCCGCGACCAGGUGCAUCAGAUCCAUAUGCUCAUCCACCAGGAACGCCGCGACCAGGUGCAUCAGAUCCAUAUGCUCACCCACCAGGAACGCCGCGACCAGGUGCAUCAGAUCCAUAUGCUCAUCCACCAGGAACGCCGCGACCAGGUCCAUCAGAUCCCUAUUCUCAGCCGCCAGGAACGCCGCGGCCAGGACCAUCAGAUCCCUAUUCUCAGCCACCAGGAACGCCGCGACCAGGUCCAUCAGAUCCAUAUUCUCAGCCUUCUCGAACACCUAGACCUGUUCUUUCUGAUCCUUAUUCGCAACCACCAAGAACGCCAAUGCCUGGUAUCCCUGACAACUUUAGCCGUUCUCCUGUGGUUAGGACAGGUUUAAUUUCCAACCAUGAUCCCUUCCUGCAGCCUACACAAAUUAGAGGAACAGCUUUGCAGUCUCCUUUUAUGAGACCAUCAGACCCAAGCCCACAAAAUUCACGUCCAUCAGGUUCAACAGAUAUUUUUGGAAGUUCGACCGGUCCUACACAUGAUCCAUACGAUCAGCCUCCAGCUACCCCUCGAAUGCAAACACUUGACGCAUUCGGCGAUGCUCACGAUGUUGGAGAUCCACAAAGAACUUUAUCAGAGGAACAUUUCAACACCUCUUCCAAUAUGGUCAGUCCUCAAGGUCAACAAUAUCCUAGCAUUCAACAAGUAACCGCUGCUGGAGGUCCAGACGCACAGAACUCAUUAAGCUUGUCCCAGGCAGACUCUGAAGAGAAGCUGAGACAGCGUCUAAAGUUGCGGGAGGUUAUUCUCAGACAGCAGCAACAAAAAAAUUCUGUUCGCCAGGAAAAGGCAAUGGGUGACCCGCUGCAAAUCGACCAAGGUGGGCUCGCCUCGCAGUGGCAGCAAGAGCAUCUACACCGGCCGAACGAGGUCUUUAAUAGGCCUCCUCCACCUUACCCUGGCAACGUAAGAGCUCCGCUCGGCACCAAAGGAAGCCCACGAUUCCCCUCUUUCACCAAAGAGCAACAUGCGCCAUUUACUGGAAGUGGGCAAUUUAACAGACCGCAGUUUCCAGGAGACUUUUCCGGCAUGGGCAUGCGGCCACCACCUGGCCACAGAUUUGCCUAUCCCAUGGCUGGCCCUAGUUCUGGGCGUGAGCGCUUCAUAGGUCCACCAUUACAAAUGCAGGUUCCCGGUGAUCCUCAGCAGAUGAGAAGAGAGAUGCCUCAACUCACUAGACCUUUAAGUAACAACUCACAAAUGAGUUCAGUUGGCCUUGCCCCGCACUUUCUCCAUCAAGGAAUGCCAGUUCAGCAGCAUAACCUAUCGGGUCAGGCAUACAUCGAACUGCGGCACAGGGCCCCAGAUGGCCGGCCAAGGCUAUUUUUUGGGCUUCCUCCUAAUCUAAUGGAUGCAAAUUCCCAACAUCCAAGGCACGUCGGCUAUUUCCCUAGGCCAGAUUUUCAGGGUCAGAGACUAAUGGACCCAGUACGUGUUUCCCAUUCAGGUCUAGCUAACCAAAUGACUCCAAAUUUGGAAGCCUUUAUGACAUCCCCUCAACAAGGACAUUUUAAUCCCGAACAUCAGCCUGCUCUCAUGAUGCGUGGAAUUGGUCAACCUCCAACCAAUGACCAUUAUUUACAGUCUGCUUUAGCUUUGGUAAAUCCAAACGAGGAAGCCGGCGGUUUACCCAUCGCUAAUCAGCCUUCCGAUCACUUGGAAGAAAAGCUUGACCCGGAAGAUCCCUCCGAGAAAGACCUGGACGUCAAGGACUUGGUCGGCGUUGAAGUUAAGGAUAUAGACGAUGACCUCGCAAAUAUAAACUUAGAUCCAGAUGACGGGAAGGGCGAUGAGAUGGAUUCUCUGGAUAAUCUUGACACAAAUGAUCCUCAGCUAGAUUACCUUCUGAGAUCUGGUGAAUUUGACAUCAUCGCUUACACCGAUCCAGAACACGACCUUGAAGAUAAGAAAGACAUGUUCAAUGAGGACUUGGAUCUUGGCGUACCUAUUGAUGAUAAGAUAGACGUCCGUUCUAAGAACGAAGAAGUAGGAAUAAGGGAGGAAUCCGAAGCAAAGUCUACUUCUCCUGGAUCAGUGUCUGUGCAGAAAGAUAAAAUAAAGACAGAAAUAAUCUCACCCAAUUUAGCGGAUAAACCAACGUCCGAUAUUAAAUGCGAGCGCAAUGCCGAAGCAACGGGGGCUCAAAAGCAAGCUGAAGAAGUCUCUUGCCGUGUUGAGCAGUCAAACCAAGAACUUAACCCAAGUAUAUCCGAAGACCCGACUCAGCUACCUGCUCAGGAUAUUUUAAGCACAUGUGGCCUUCCAGAAUCCACACCAGUACUUACAGGUCUAUUAACAAGUGACAAUCCUGAGCAUUCCGAGGUGCAAACAUUGGGUUCUCCGUCCGGAGCCAUGCCAGCAGAUUUGCUGCCCGACGUUUCUCAAAAUGUAGCGGCGCCCCCCGGCCCUCUACUGGACCAUUCUUUGAAUAAUAACAUGGGAGUGAGGCUUAGCCAUGAAUUUUCCCAAGGGUCACCUGGUUCUGGUUUUAUUCCUGGUCAGGCAGUCGGCCAUAACUUCAUCUCCGGGGAAGCUCCUGGCCAAACCGUGCCUCUCGCUAAUACUCCGUGUUCGAGCCUGCCAGGGGCCCAGGCGGUAAUGAUCCAACAAAACCGAGAGAGACCGCUCCUCUUGGAAGAACAGCCCUUAUUGCUGCAAGAUCUUUUAGACCAAGAAAGACAGGAACAGCAGCAGCAAAGGCAAAUGCAAGCCAUGAUCCGUCAGAGGUCCGAGCCGUUUUUCCCUAAUAUUGAUUUUGAUGCAAUUACUGAUCCCAUCAUGAAGGCAAAGAUGGUGGCCUUAAAAGGCAUCAACAAAGUAAUGGCGCAAAACAAUAUGGGGAUGCCACAGAUGGUGAUGAACCGAUUUCCCUUUAUGACACCGCAGGUGCCCGGGGCUCAGCCGAAUGAACGCCCCAAUAUAAUUCAGCAAACCAUUUCCCAGGAUGGAAGUCUAGCUCCGCAGAUGAUUAGGCCCAAUCCCCCCAACUUUGGACCUGGUUUUGUCAAUGAUUCUCAGAAGCAGCAGUACGAGGAGUGGCUGAAGGAGACUCAGCAGCUUCUUCAAAUCCAGCAAAAGUUCCUGGAAGAGCAGAUUGGCGCGCACCGUAAAUCUAAAAAAGCCUUAUCUGCCAAGCAGCGCACCGCGAAGAAGGCAGGACGGGAAUUCCCCGAGGAGGACGCCGAGCAGCUGAAACACGUCACGGAACAGCAAAGCAUGGUCCAGAAACAGCUGGAACAGAUUCGAAAGCAACAAAAGGAACACACGGAGCUUAUUGAAGAGUACAAAAAUAAGCAGCAUACCAAAUUUUCAGUGCCGCCUAUGAUGCCUGGAGUCCAACCUCAACAAACAUUUGUUCCGGGGCCUCCACCUUCCCUGACUCAGCAAGGCUUCCCCAUCCCGCAAGCUCUGCACCCUCAGGGACCUUUGAUACCCGGACAGCCUAGUCCGGCCAGGAUGCCCAACCUACCAGGAUGGCAGCCUCCAAAUACCCCCAGAGCCCUCGUCCAGAUGAACGCCCCAAGAAUGCAGCUCGCUUUAAACGCAGACGUUCCUGCCUCGGCAGCCGCCAACCCCAACGCUCCUCCAAGGGUCCACUUUGAUGACAACAACCCCUUCAGUGAAACGUUCCAAGAACGGGAACGUAAAGAACGGUUACGAGAACAGCAAGAGCGGCAGCGGAUACAGCUCAUGCAGGAGGUUGAUCGCCAUCGAAACCUGCAGCAGAGGCUGGAGAUGGAGAAACCGAGCGGAGGCGACGUGAAUAACCGCUCUUUGCAACAGAUGCCGUUUUACUCUUCCGAGUUACCCAGUGAUUUCAUGCAGUCUCCGCAACCUCAAACGGGCCAUCCCCUGCCGCAGCAGGGCUCCCCUACAGCCGCCCCUUUUAUCCAGACGUCCGAGCGGAGGCUGGCGGGGCAGUCGCCAUUUAGACAAGACGCGCAGCCCGGUUCAGUAGAUCCCGCUCUUCAGACCGUUAAACAGUCACCUGGAAGCGUUUCUGGAUCUGGGUUUCCACAAGCCCACGCUAGACCCUCCUUUAUGACCAAUGUCCCCUCUGCGUCUCCGAGAGCUGAUAGGGGGGACCCCUGCGGCCAAAACCCUUCUGCGGUUAAUACAGCAGGCUAUCAGGGGCAAAGUCAGUCUCUCGUCCAGCUCUAUUCCGAAAUCAUUCCCGAAGAAAAAAAUAAAAAGAGGAGGACCAGGAAAAAGGAAGAAGAUAUGGAAUCUAUCAAGUCGCCGUCAACCCCGCGUUCCGACACAACUGCGCCUUUGACACCAUGUCUUUCGGGAGCUUCGACGCCGUUAGUCAAUGUUCCCAAUGACCUCGGCGGUCAAGAAGAACGUGCUGGCGACGCCGUUCGUUCAUCAACCCCCAACUGUGCUAAUAACAACUCGACGGAGUUUGAAGAUCCACUUCUCCCUGCCGAUGUGAAGCAAAGGUUAUUCGAAGGAGCCAGCCCGGGCCGAGACGCGGACAAGAGCCGCCCAAGACAGGUCCUCAAAAUCCAGGACAUAAAACUGGAGCAGGUGGAGGAGCAGAGCCCCGAGCAAGCCGAGCCUCGAACGCAACGCUCUGCCGGAUUCAAAACAGAAGACGAUAAAGCCGCACCGCACAACGCACUUUCCGUGGAUGUCCCGUUUCAGGCAGCGUCAGGUCCCUCAGGAAACGAGUUGCUGAAACACUUACUUAAAAAUAAGAAGCAGCCUUUAGUAUUGCAGGAGAAGCCGGAGGACGGAUUACGGCCGGAAGAGCGCUUUUCGCUCGAUGUGAAGUUAUCGGACCGGGCGAGCCAAAUGAGCGCCUUGCGUGUGUCAGAACCACCGGGUGGCUUUAACAUGAACCAAAGCUCGCUCCAGAGACCCGAUUUUGAACUGGAUAAAAAGAAACCGAGAAAUAAACGCGCACAAAGAAGCACAGAAAAAGCCACACCGCGCGCUAAAAAGAGAAAGAAGGAGGAAGAGCCCAAACCCUUCAUUUACACCAACUCCGAGACGUUUACGCACGUCAAGCAGCAGAUCUCCCUGCUUCCUCUGAUUGAGCCGAUCGUAGGAAUGAACUUUGCGCACUUUCUUCCCUACGGAACCGGUCCCAUAAGCGCCGGGAGCCGGUUACUCGGUACCUUCGGCAGCGCGUCCCUUGAAGGCGUUUCAGAUUAUUAUUCCCAGCUGAUAUUUAAGCAAAAUAAUUUGAGCAACCCGCCGACCCCGCCAGCUUCGCUUCCUCCGACUCCGCCGCCGGUGGCCUGUCAGAAGAUGGUGAACGGUUACGCCACGACGGAAGAGCUUGCUGGCAAAGCUGCCAUAUUAGGGGGCCAUGUUACCAAAGCUCUGGGACCCAAACAAUUUCAGCUGCCUUUCCGAGCCCAGGAUGAUUUAUUAGCGAGAGCCAUGACUCAGGGGCCAAAAUCCGUGGAUGUCCCCGCGUCGUUACCCACCCCACCCCACAACAAUCAGGAGGAGUUAAGGGUUCAGGAUCACUGUGAUGCCAGGGACAGCCCUGACAGCUUUGUACCCUCCUCAUCGCCUGAGAGUGUGGUCGGGAUGGAAAUCAGCCGGUACCCGGACCUGUCGCUAGUGAAGGAAGAGCCCCCGGACCCAGCGCCGUCUCCCAUCAUUCCGAUGCUGCCGAGCAGCACAGGGAAAGGCUCAGAGGCCAGAAUGAAGAGAGAGCCCCCGUCAGGGCCGCUGUUUUUUGGCUCUCAGUUUGUCCCGGCGCCGAAUGGGCCGAAGUCCGGUCUGAUCUCUGUAGCGAUCACUCUGCACCCCGCGGCGGCCGAGAAUAUCAGCGGCGUCGUGGCCGCGUUUGCCGACCUUCUCCAAGUUCGAAUGCCCUCCAGCUAUGAGGUCAGCAGUGCCCCGGAGGCGCCGUCGGUCAUCCUGAUGAACGGCCACCGAAUUAACGCCGGCAUGGACUACAGACAGCUAUUAAUGCAGCGCCAUAAAGCAGGAGCCAUUCCGCCAGCCAGGUUAAUCGGCUCAUACGGAGUGAAGCCACCGAAUCUGCCAUUCAUACCAACGGACAACGGGGUCCCAGGAUACAAACUUCACAAUCCGAGUAUGAGGGAUCCUCCUGUGCGCAAAGAUUCCUGGUGUAGUCACUGCAAGGUAGUGGUUCUGGGAAGUGGUGUUAGAAAAUCACUCAAAGACCUGAGUUUUCUGAAACAGGAGUUUCUUCAGAGUCCAGGAAUGAUGAACGGAGAAAUGGUCUUCUGUAGCAACAACUGCUUCCUGAUGUAUUCUGCCGCGCAAGCAAAACACGGGGAGAGCAAGGAUCACUCCGUAACGCUGCCAUCUUUAAAAGAGGCCCAUCCGAAAUCAUGUCAUCAGUACAGCAACAAUACUUCCACCCUGGACGUCCACUGCCUGCCUCUGCUGCAAGACAAAAACUCCCCUCCGUCGUCACCCCCCAUAUCCUUCCCGCCCGCCGCCUUCGAGACGGCCAAGGUAGAGGCGAAGCCCGACGAGUUAAAAGUCACCGUGAAGUUAAAGCCCCGGCCGAGGGCCAUUCACGGCGGGCUGGACGAUUCUCGACCCUCCGGUAAGAAAUGGAAAGGAAUGAGGUGGAAGAAGUGGAACAUUCAGAUCGUUAUCCCCAAAAUGCCUUUCAAGACUCAAUGUGAGGAUGACAUCGACGAAUUCUUGAGGAGAAUGGGAACAUCGCUGCGGCCGGACCCCCUGCCCAAAGACUUUAGGAAAUGUUGCUUCUGCCAUGAAGAAGGCGACGGAGUCACAGAUGGACCGGCGAGGCUUCUCAACCUGGACCUGGACCUUUGGGUCCAUCUAAACUGUGCUCUUUGGUCCACCGAGGUCUACGAGACACAGGCUGGUGCCUUAAUAAACGUGGAGCUGGCAUUGAGACGAGGUCUGCAGAUGAAAUGUGUGUUUUGUCACAAAUUCGGAGCCACCAGCGGUUGUCACAGGUUAAGGUGCACCAAUAUUUAUCACUUCACCUGUGCGAUAAAAGCACAAUGCAUGUUUUUUAAGGACAAGACUAUGCUUUGCCCCAUGCACAAGCCAAAGGGAGCACACGAGCAAGAACUUACUUAUUUUGCGGUCUUUCGAAGAGUUUACGUUCAGCGGGACGAGGUACGGCAGAUCGCGAGCAUCGUGCAGCGCGGGGAGCGGGACCACACGUUCCGCGUGGGGAGCCUGAUCUUCCACGCCAUCGGUCAGCUGCUCCCGCAGCAAAUGCAGGACUUCCACUCGGCGGCGUCGCUCUACCCGGUGGGCUACGAGGCCAGCAGGUUAUACUGGAGCACGCGCUACGCCAACAAGCGCUGCCGCUACCUCUGCUCUAUUGAGGAAAAGGACAGCCUUCCUCUGUUUGUCGUCAGAGUCGUCGAACCCGGUCAUGAAGACAUGCUGCUCACGGACUCUACGCCCAAAGGUGUUUGGGACAAGGUUCUGGAGCCCGUCGCAAACUGCAGGAAAGGUUCUGAAAUUCUAAGGCUGUUCCCGGUGUAUCUGAAAGGAGAAGAUCUGUUCGGUCUGACCGUCUCGGCUGUCACGCGGAUAGCAGAAUCUCUACCUGGCGUGGAAGCCUGCGAGAACUACACCUUCAGGUAUGGCCGGAACCCGCUGAUGGAGCUCCCCUUGGCCAUCAACCCCACUGGAUGCUCUCGCUCAGAACCCAAAAUGAAUUCCCAUGUCAAGAGGUUUGUGUUAAGGCCGCACACUCUCAACAGCACCAGCACGUCCAAAUCCUUCCAGAGCACAGUAACCGGCGAGCUGAACGCGCCCUACAGCAAGCAGUUCGUCCAUUCCAAAUCCUCUCAGUACCGGAAGAUGAAGACUGAAUGGAAAUCCAACGUGUACCUGGCCAGGUCCCGGAUUCAGGGUCUUGGGUUAUACGCUGCUAGAGACAUUGAAAAGCACACUAUGGUCAUUGAAUACAUUGGAACCAUAAUACGCAAUGAAGUAGCCAACCGGAAAGAGAAGUCAUACGAGUCGCAGAAUCGUGGUGUGUAUAUGUUCCGCUUAGACAACGAUCACGUCAUCGAUGCCACGCUGACUGGGGGACCUGCAAGGUACAUCAAUCACUCGUGUGCUCCUAACUGUGUGGCUGAGGUGGUCACGUUUGAGAAGGGACAUAAGAUAAUAAUCAGCUCCAACCGGAGGAUCCAGAAGGGUGAAGAGCUCUGUUACGACUAUAAGUUUGAUUUUGAAGACGACCAGCACAAGAUUCCGUGCCAUUGCGGUGCCGUUAACUGUCGCAAGUGGAUGAACUGAACGCUACUCCGAGGUUUUACUUGUCCCUGAUAUGUGACGCAGCGUGCAGACAAAAUAUUCAAGGAGGGCGCCGGAAAAGGUUGGCUUUUCAGGAAAGCCCCGGGCGGUCCGUCGGUCCAAGAGUCCUGCGCCUGUACUUAGAGCUCACGGAGGCAAAAAGUUCUACUGGUUCGAGAAAACAAAGCAGGUGGUUAUUACGUGAAUGUAAGACUGAAAUCACCAGCGGAGUGAGAUGCUCAAGGUGCUGGACACAGCCUUAUUUGAGAAAAAAAAAAAGGGGCAGGUCCUCUAAUUUAAAUAAAAAAAAAAAGAAAGAAAUAAAAAUAAUUCAAAAAAUACCUAAUUAAAUGUAGACACCACUGAACAAGGAAUGUACUGAAAUGAAUUCCCUAGGGAUAGCGCUAAGGGAAAAAAGUAACUUGCACUAAAAUACAUUUAAAUACUUGAUUCCAUGAGUCAGUUUAUUGUAGUUUUUUUUUUUCUUGUUUUUGUUUGUUUUUUUUUUAUUUCUGUAAAAUAAGAGAAACUUUUUGUAUUUAUUAUUGGAUAACUGAAUGAAGCUAUUUUUUAAAAGAAAAAAAAAAAAUUAGAAGAAAGCCGAGCUGCUGCUGUUCCUGCAGAAUUAACAAACCAUGUUACUUUGUACAGACUUGUAAAUAUUUUGCAUAUAAGAACAGUAUAAAAAAAAAAAUAAAAAAUAAAAAAAAAACAUAAAAAAAUUAGUGAUUGACCAAAUGCAGCCAGACUCUGCCGCGGUUUGGGUGCUACUUUUGAAACUAUGAUGGGGAUGUUACAAAAUGACCUUUAAAAUAUUUGCAGUUUUAGGUAGCGAUUAAUUACCGAAUUAUUGAAUAAAAAAAAUAUAUAUAUUUUUGGACAGGGUUAACUGUGGUCUUUCUGUUGAAAACGUACUGGAUAAAAUGCGUGCGUGUUUUUUUUGUUGUUUUUUUCGCCCUACAGCAUAACAUUAAAUGCUAAUAAAUUUAGAUUUUUUUUAUCGAAAUCUCAUCAUUUUGUAACAUCCCUGUUUCUCAAAGUCAGGUUUUUUUGUGCUUAUAAUUUUGUGAUAACUGUGAAUAAUUGCUCAGACUACCCAGACGAGGGCUGAUCCUUUUCCUUUAUUUCUCUUUAUUUUUUAUUUUUUUUCAGAGUGGAAAAUUUAGUAGUCAAAAUAGGUCAUCAUUUAGCUUGUAUCAUUUAACGCAAUGAUAAAAAAAAAAACUUAUAGAAUGGGAAAAUAUAGCAUUUGCUUUAGGUUUAAAUAAAAUGUUGAAAAAAUAUUAAAAGGAUAAUUUACAAUUAGAUGUAAAAACGCUUGUAAUUGCAGGAAUUAUGCCUAUAAGGAUUGGAAAAUCUAAUUUAAGAGUUUGUAAGGAUUUUUUGUUUACAUUUCUUUAAGUAAAAAAAAUUAUAUAUUGUUUUGUGCUUUGCUUGUAGAGACACAAUAGCAUUUUUUUUUCCUUUUUCUUUUUUUUUUUUAACACUUAAAAUUCCGGUACUGACACUUCACAUGCUGAGUAUAAAACAAAGCUUUCGGUGUGCACAAUGGAAACGGCUGUAUGCUCUUGAAAUAUUCAGUCGCACAGUCUUGUAAUGUAUAUGGCAUGAUGUAUUUUUUAUCUUACAGAAGAAAUCAAUUGUAUAUAUUUUUUUCUCUUGAUAAACAGCUGUAUGUUUCUUGAAUAUUUUUUCUUCUUGUAAAAUACCCCGACAUCUUACCAGUAUUUGUCCUACGGUUCUUUUUUUUUUCUGUCCUGUAAAAUAGUAUCUAAUGUUGGCAACAGAAAGAUUUUUUUUUUUUUUGAGUAUAAAGAGUGUUAUGGUUUUUUUUUUUUUGUUUUUUUUUGGAAUUUGUGGAAAACAGAUUUAGAAGAUCAGCAUUUACAAAUAAAAAUAUUUUACAACUAUAACAA